AGUAUCACUUUUUGAAGAUGUUCAGCGCUCUUUUUCUGUUAGCUCUAGUGGUUUUGACCGUUAACGGGUUCGAUAGGAAAGUACACAGUUUCGCUUCGGAUGAUGAUUUGAGUAUUGAACAUCUAAAAGAUCAUUACGGGAACAAGAUUGAAAUCGAAAAGCACACAUCAUCGAAAGAUCGAAAGUUUUAUUAUUUUAAAGUUGGUGACACCAAUCAGGAUAAUCAUUUGGAUGGUGUUGAACUCUUCAAAAUGAUAACGGAACACUCGGAUGAGAAAACUAAAAUGGAUGUAGAGAUGAUUGAAGUACAAGCUGAUCUAGUUCUCAGCGAACUCGAUAAAAAUGGAGAUGGGAUGAUCAGUUUCAGCGAAUAUUCAAAGAAGUUCUCAUAGACUCGAAUAUUGCUUUUUAAUUUUACUCUAUAAAUUAACUUUCUACCUAUUUUUGUGAUUAUUUUUAGAUUUUAAUAAAAAUUUAAAAAA
Caenorhabditis elegans is the source of this 482-nucleotide messenger RNA. It is a transcript of the gene C29E4.14, whose product is annotated as EF-hand domain-containing protein. The record is from RefSeq and is marked reviewed. Gene Ontology annotation, molecular function: calcium ion binding. NCBI's taxonomy places the organism in Eukaryota, Metazoa, Nematoda, Chromadorea, Rhabditida, Rhabditidae. The transcript has 4 exons. The coding region runs from base 18 to 392 and encodes 124 amino acids.